UCUUUGGUCUGUGUGUGUGUGUGUGUUUUUUUUAACCUUACCCAGGAGCCUUUGCGAAGUGGCAACGUCGCCGGCAAAUGGCGGAGGCGGUGUGUGUGCGCGCCUGCGCAGUGAGGAGCGAGGCAGAGACGCCGACGCCGGGCGAGAGAGAGGCUGACUGAGUGCAGAGAGGGGUUUCCGGCCUCCUUCUUCCAGAGGACCAUGGCAAGUCCAAGAACAAGAAAAGUCCUUAAAGAAGUGAGAGUGCAAGAUGAGAAUAAUGUUUGUUUUGAGUGUGGUGCAUUUAACCCCCAAUGGGUGAGUGUGACCUAUGGAAUAUGGAUCUGUCUCGAAUGCUCAGGAAAACAUCGAGGCUUGGGUGUUCAUCUCAGUUUCGUGCGGUCUGUCACUAUGGACAAAUGGAAAGAUAUUGAAUUGGAGAAAAUGAAAGCAGGUGGUAAUCACAAGUUUCGGGAAUUUUUAGAGUCUCAAGAAGACUAUGACCCUUGUUGGUCACUGCAAGAGAAAUACAACAGCAAAGCUGCAGCACUCUUCAGAGAUAAGGUGGCAGCACUGGCCGAAGGUAAAGAAUGGUCAAUUGAAACAUCAUCUGCUAGAAACUGGACACCUCCUCAGCCCAAAGUUGCUCUUUCCGCAACUCAUCGCUCUGCUGGGCAACAGCAGACUGCAGGUGGAACUUCUGACAAAGCCUUUGAAGAUUGGUUAAAUGAUGAUGUUGGCUCUUAUCAAAGUGGUCAAGAGAAUCGCUACGUGGGGUUUGGGAAUACAGUUACUCCUCCGAAAAAAGAAGAUGACUUCCUCAACAAUGCUAUGUCCUCUCUAUAUUCAGGUUGGAGCAGUUUUACAACUGGAGCAAGCAAGUUUGCUUCUGCAGCUAAAGAGGGUGCUACCAAAUUUGGAUCUCAGGCUACUCAAAAGUUUUGGGGCCACAAACAACAGGCAGAGCCGGCAUCAGAGUUAGGUCAAACUUUAAAUGAAAAUGUUCUCAAACCUGCACAGGAAAAGGUGAAAGAUGGAAAAAUUUUGGACGAUGUUUCCCAAGGGGUCUCACAGUUGGCUUCGAAGGUCCAGGGUGCAAGUAGUAAGGGCUGGCGAGAUGUUACCACUUUUUUUUCUGGGAAAUCGGAUGAGCCUUCUGAAAGGCCACCUGAAGGAGAAAGCUACCAGAACAGCAGCGAAGGCUACCAGAACAAUGCAGUGGAUCACAGUUUUUGGGAGACCUUUGGCAACUCGGAUCCACCCAAACCUCACAAGUCCCCAAGCAGUGAUAGCUGGACCUAUGUGGACAAUUCUAUGGAGAAGAAGAGCUCGGAUAGCUGGGACGUCUGGGGCUCAGGGACAGUCUCAAAUAACAAGAACAGUAACAGUGACAGCUGGGAAAACUGGGAGACCAACUGGGAGAAUGCAGCAGGGGAGAGCAAAGCCAAAAAGGCUCCCAAGAAGACAACAAAAGAGUCACCAUCAGCUGCUGAAGAAGGAUGGGAUAACCAGAACUGGUAGAAAUCUGUCCUUGUCCAGCAUAGGCAAUGGGAAAGUCAUACUUCUGGAAAUAUUUACCAUGUAACUGGAUUCAUAUCCUUGUCAUUUUGGGCCUGUUCAAACCUCAUGCUUUACAGUUCCAUUUUCUUUCCACUCUGUUUACAACUACAACAUCAGACACUUUUAUUUGCAGAUUCUUGUACUAUAUGGGAACACAUCUCUCCCAUGGAAAUGACCUUGUAUACUAGUACUGCUGUUGUAUGUGGACUUCCUUAAAGCAAGAGUUUGGAGGAAGCAAAUCCAUGCAAGCAUACUUUCAUAGCACAGCAUUGCAUGUCUAGUCUUGCGGGAUUGCCCAGCUUCUCUUUGGAGCCUCAAGUAAAGCCCUCGGCAGCCUUCGUUUGGUUAGUGAACACUGACUGAUGCUGCUGGGAUGGCUUUGGAUCAAGCCAAAAUGGUAAUUAAGACAUUGUUGAAGCAGUUCUUAGAUUUAUUAAGGUUUGAUAGAGACAUUAUCACUUGUUUUAAUUCUUUGACAAAGAAGAACCAACUGAAGCUUCUUCUCUAAAACGUGGAAUCAAGAAUGAGGCAUUUCCAACUCCUGCGCUUGGUGGUUUUCAACAGUGUAACACAUCUCCUUUUUGUAAAAUCGAAGAACAGAUUUUCUUUUGUUUCCUUCAAAGUUUUUCAUUUUUUUUACCAGAAUUGCCCAGAUACUAGAAUGCAUUUGAAUAGCCAACGUAUGUAAGAUGUGGCAGAACAGGAUCUCCAGCUGACAAAAGCAAAAUUCUCAAGCUGCAUCAUUCUAAUUAAACAAUAUUAAUUAAAUCAUAAACACAAUAAUUAAACAAAGAAUAGAACUUUGGACACAUGAAUAAAAUCAGUUUACAAGACUUUGUGGUAGGUUUCCUUCUCCUUCCUUCUCUGAAAAACUAAAAGGAAGAUAAUCAAGAGUGGUCAGAUUGCAACUUUCAUCAUGUUGGACAGUUUUGCAGCCAUUUGAGAAGAAUUCAGGUAUUUCUUCCUACAAAGUCCUCUGUAAAGUAUGUUCCUGGUGCCUGCGGACAACAGAUAUCUUGUCAUCCCUGUAAGUUUAAAGGGCAACAGUACAGUAUGGCUAUUGAGACAUGGGAACAUGCUGGAACACUUUGAAUCAUGGUGUAGUUGGCUGAAAGCCACAUUGGGCUUUUCAGAAAUCGAUAUAGACAUUUGUUUGCAGACCUACAUUGUACAUGUUUGAAUUUCUGCCCAAGAAGAUCUCCACAUUGUCAAGUCAACUGUGUGGGCCUACAACUCUGGUCUUCUUAUGGACCUUGGUAUGGACUUAAAUUCCCACUUCUCAGAAUUCAGCUUGAGAUAUCUGCUGUAUAUAAUUGUCUACACACAGAAUUACCCACUGAGUAUUAAUAGUUUACUAGGGUUCUUGUGUAUUGUUCAAUAUGUCAAUAUCUAUCUUGUGAAGUUAUACAAUCGUGUCAGCUUGUCCUGCUGUACUUAAUUCCUAGUCUUUAAAACUGCCAACUAAAAUCAUCUUCUGGUCUUCUCUCCUGUUGUUUCUGUUCCACCCUUCUCUCUUCUGAAGGGUUGAUCUUAUUGUGCUCUUUCUGUCAACCGGUGGUAGCAGUGGUGAGAUGGUCCUUGCCUUUUCUUCAGAAACCCUUAAAGGUGCUUUCCUUCUGCCAGGCAGACUCCUGUGUCUUGUGUUGAGAAUGCCUGACCUUGUACAGCUGCUCCUUACAAGCAUAAAUAAAUUUGAGCACAAGGAGAGUUAAAUUCGUAGUGUUGGUGCUUCCAUUCUUGCCAACAUGUGACUCUUUUUGUGUAUUGAUAACAUUGGAGCUUAGUUGAAUUGUUCAACAUCUAGAGAAUAAUGGGAGUUUAUACCUAAUUUUUCAAUCUGUUCUCUUAAAACAUUUCCAGCCAUGAAAACCAAUGCAUGUUUUCUGUACUACUUGAGGGUGAAAUCCUUGCUCUCAUGAUUUGGCAGUAAACAUUUCAAAGACUGUAGCUAUACUUAUGUUGUCUACAUGAAUUAUUAUAAAAGUCCCCAAGUUAUGAGAAUGCUUCUACUUUCUGUCACUUUAUGAAAUAUUCAUACAGUCUCAUGAACAAAAGAUAUAUGUAAAAGAACGUCUAUUUUCUUAUGUUUUUCUAAGGGCUCAUCUGCCAUAUAAUGUAGUUUCAGAAUGCAGUUUAGCUGCAUUGAACUAGAUUAUAUAAGUCUGCACUACAAUAUAAUGCGGUUCAAUGCAGUUAAACUGCAUUAUAUGACAGUAUAGAUGUGGCCUAACUGAGCUUUGCAUUUCCUCUCCCUAGUCAUAUAAUAUUUUUUGUCAUUUCAGACUGUCUAUGCUUUUGAAUCACCCCUUCACUGUUCAGAUUCUUAAAUGGCAUCACAGAGCUGCCAUCCUGGUAAAAUUAUGCACAGGAAACAUUGGAUGGCAAGAUUAAAAUAUCUUGUAUCAUGAAAUAGUGAUCAAGGUCUGAGUGAGAAAAAGUAAAUACUUGUUGAAAAAACUGAUUUAUCUUUAGUCACAAUUAUAGCCAGGCCUGAACAUUGCCUUGGCUUUACGUUGUUGGCCUUAUAUUAAGAGGACAGAUGUCUCCUGAACAGACAGUUUUUUACAAAACUGCUAUUUUUCUGGUUGCCUGUAGCACAGCAGAAAAAUUUGAAGUCUGAAAUAUUUUUAUUGCUUUUAAUUGCUAACAAUUAUCCGUGAUAUUGUUGCCUAAUAUUUUUUGAACUCGUGUUUGGACUUAAGCUCGGACUUAAUUCCUGUUCUAAGGAUCAUAAUGAGAAAAGUCUGUAGGUUAUAUCAAACUGGCAAAGAGGCAUCAGAUGUAUGCCUUUUGAUCAGUUUCGUCAUAUUACCUUUUAGGGGAGACAAUGCACAGAAAGUAGAGGCAUCAGUUGAUAUUUAAAAGUUUAUUGUGCUUGUUAAGAACUCCCUCUUUUAAAAGGCAGCUUUCUUUGAAAAACAUGAAGCAGACCAGGAAGCCAAGAGUUACUUUAAUGCUAGGCUCCGUUUUUGCAAGUAGGCUUAUGUUAUUUUGUAGAUCUGUUUAUUUUUCCCAGGUAUUGGACUACAUUGGUACCUCAGUUGUUUACUUCUCCGAAUUUAUUUAUUUAUUUUGCAGAGAGGUACUUUUAGGGGAUACCUGGGAGUUCCGCAUCUGUCUUGGGUUGCUCUCAAUAUAUGGAAUUGGAAACAUUAGAAAUAAUGUCAGUUUUAUCAUCGAGAUUUAAGAUAAACCUACAAUGCAGUAUUUAUUAAAGCUCAGUAGCAUUAAGUGGUUGCAUUACAAGACAUACAUUUCUGAACUACCCAACAGCCCCAAAAUCCUACAACUGCAACCUAGUCUUCCUUCAUCCACGUAGUCUUGACCUCAUGAUAUGAAUUCUUCCCAUUUCCUUGAGUUGAAAUCUAGCUACCACUAUUCUACUUCUCUCAGUGCUAGUACAGAUGUUGUAUUUUUCCUCCUCAUGGGUGAAAUGGAAUGUGGAGUGGAUAAUACUCCUAGAAUUUGUAGCAAACAGCUGUGGACAUUUUUUUUUUCAUGUCAGGAGUGACUUGAGAAACUGCAAGUCGCUUCUGGUGUGAGAGAAUUGGCUGUCUACAAGGAUGUUGCCCAGGGGAUGCCUGGAUAUUUUACCAUCCUGUGAGAGGCUUUUCUCAUGUCCCUGGAUGAGAAGCUGGAUCUGACAGACAGGAGCUCACCCUGGAUUCGAACUGCUGACCUUUCGAACCACUGACCUUUCGGUCAGCAGUCCUGCUGGCACAACGGUUUAACGUAUUGUGCCACCGGGGGCUGCUUUAUCUGUGGACAUGACUACCAUAGUAGAUUGAUAAAGCUCCAAGAAUCUACCUAACAAGUGGAUUCCAUUGUGGUCUAAUUUCCCAUGUGAUUUCUACAAACAGCAGUAGGUGGAGGGAAUCUUAAUUGAAAUUAGUAAAAUGGAAGAAAUAAAUUGACUUGAUCCAGAUAAAAUUAUAUCUUCCCUCCAAGAUCUGAAACACUAUAAUCUUAUAGCGAAAUCAACAAUGCUUGCAGGAUUGUUGUAAACAUUGAGCAUUGCUAAGAACACAGUUGUGUGUAAAAGGUAGGGUUCAUAAGUUAAAAACUUUUGCUGUACAGCCUUGCUGGAAGAUCGGUUUAAAUCCACAACAAUCCAGCACACACACACAGAUCCCAUUCUAACAUUCCAUGGGUAGAUUUUUUAAUGUAUUGAUGUAGUAAAUUUGUGCAAUAACUUUCAACCGUUGGGUGAAAGUCAUCUUAAUUUAAUCCAGAUUGCAAGGUUUAGAGGUGCAGUCUCCCAGUACCAAGACCUCACAAUGACCGAAGUAGAGGCCAGUACCAGUGGAGGACUUUGCCAAAAGCUAUGAGUACUAAGGAUGGCUUCAAGAGACUUCACUGGAUUCUUAACCUUCCUCUUUUAGCUUGAAGUAAUUGUUCUUGGAACUCUUUUUGUUUUAUUUCUUUGAGAGAAGGGGGUUCUGAAACAUGGUAACAUUUCAAUUUUUCUUCUGUAUGUUUGUGAUGUUCACAAGAGCAGUGAGCAAUCUUCCUUGUUCUGUAAAAGUGGUUCAGGAUUCGAACCUACUGUGUCAUCUUAAAAACAAAACAAUAAAGCAAGAGAAAUGGAACAAAGCAA
This is a messenger RNA of Anolis sagrei ordinatus, 6136 nucleotides long. RefSeq names its product ADP ribosylation factor GTPase activating protein 1 (gene ARFGAP1). The record is from RefSeq and is a predicted model, not a curated record. Gene Ontology annotation, molecular function: GTPase activator activity. Gene Ontology annotation, cellular component: Golgi membrane. Lineage: Eukaryota; Metazoa; Chordata; Lepidosauria; Squamata; Anolidae. Gene Ontology annotation, biological process: regulation of endocytosis; regulation of ARF protein signal transduction.